Messenger RNA from Paramacrobiotus metropolitanus, 2930 nucleotides. Its product is annotated as polyribonucleotide nucleotidyltransferase 1, mitochondrial-like. Gene Ontology annotation, molecular function: polyribonucleotide nucleotidyltransferase activity; RNA binding; 3'-5'-RNA exonuclease activity. Lineage: Eukaryota; Metazoa; Tardigrada; Eutardigrada; Parachela; Macrobiotidae. The transcript is spliced from 10 exons. The coding region runs from base 331 to 2733 and encodes 800 amino acids. Gene Ontology annotation, biological process: mitochondrial mRNA catabolic process; mitochondrial RNA 3'-end processing. The record is from RefSeq and is a predicted model, not a curated record. Gene Ontology annotation, cellular component: cytosol; mitochondrion.
GGCUCCAAAAAUAAUAUUGUUAUGAUUUUAUCGCGUUCUCAAUGGAUUUUCCUUUUAAAUUUUAAUAUUAGUUUUUGAAUUAUUUAUUUGAACAGUAGAAUUUCUUGCAUAAACACAGCCGAUAGUUCGAAGAAGUAACUUCGUUUGUUGUCCGCUGUUUGAUGACGGAUUGGUCAUUGGUGCGAUAGUAGUGAAUCUUUGGACUUAUGAUUUAUCUGUAAGUUAAGCGUAAUAGAAUGGUAACCGCAUCAGAGUAAACCAAUCGACCGUAUGUGAGUUGUUUUCGGGAAAUUCGCCUUAUUGCUUGCGCUAGCCGCUCUCGCACCAGCCAUGCACUUCGCAGUGCAUCAUCAUAUCCGCCGGUGCUGCCAGAGAUGCCUUUCCAAGGGGAAGGUGCGCAGCUUGGAUCCUUCUCAGUCUGGCGGCCUGUUUCGGGUCUUCACGCGUCCGUCUUCGGACUCUCCGGUUUGGACCCGUACUAAGUCCGCGACGAUUGAAAUCCCCUUCUCCAACGACAGGCCUAUGAGGAUAAGUUCGGGGAAGCUUGCACGUUUUGCAGAUGGGAGUGCUGUCGUGCAGUUAGGGGACACCACCGUGAUGGUAACCGCCGUCGGCCGCACUCUCGGCCCGAGUGCCACGGCAUCCUUUGUGCCUUUGGUGGUUGAUUACCGACAAAAAGCUGCUGCUGCUGGACGAGUUCCCACUAAUUAUCUGAGACGAGAACUGGGACCAUCCGAAAAUGAAAUUCUGACCAGUCGGAUGAUAGACCGGUCCGUUAGGCCGUUGUUUCGUUCUCGGCCCUUAUGUGAUACACAGAUCGUUUGCAAUCUGUUGGCAGUUGACGGCGUGCACGAUCCUGACAUUGCCAGUAUUAACGGCGCAUCCGCCGCACUAACGUUGUCCGACAUUCCUUGGGAUGGACCGAUUGGAGCGGUGCGUGUCGCAUUGAUUAGCGACCAGCUAAUUGUGAACCCGACCCGAAAAGAACGUUUGUCGAGCCCACUGAAUCUGGUGAUUGCCGCCACCGAGCGUAACCAGGUGGUUAUGAUUGACGCCUCCGCUAACAACAUUCUGCAACAAGAUUUUAUGAAGGCGAUUAAAUUUGGCGUUAAAGAAGCUCAAAAAAUUGUUGCUGAACUAAACAAACUUAAGAUGAUGAUUGGUAAAGAAAAGCGGCUGGAUGUGCCUCCUCCAGCGAAAGUUUCGAUUCCCGCGCCGGCUCCGGCGCUGAUCAGUGCGGAAGGCGAAAUUGAGAACCUAGUUCCUCCUACAUCGCCUGAAAAAGUGCGUGAACGAUGUUUCGAGUUAGCAGAGUCGAAGCUUCAGAACGUCUUUACCGAUGUCACUCAUGACAAAAUCAGCCGGGAUGUGGCUGUCUCAGAAAUACGUGCGUUGACGUUGGAAACUCUAAGAAAGGAAUUCGUGGAUUUUGACCCUAGUCGAAUGACUGAAAUCUUCAGUACGAUUUCCAAAGGAAUAUUUCGGGAUUUGAUAUUUUCAACCAACACAAGAUGCGAUGGACGGAGUCUGAGUGAUUUGCGGCAUAUACGUUGUGAAGCGGGAGUUUUUCGUCCGCUGCACGGAUCUGCGUUAUUUGAGCGUGGACAAACUCAGUGUUUAUGCACGGUUACUUUUGACAGCAUUGAUUCGGCUUGGAAAGCUGAUCCAACUUCCGUCAUAAUAAGUGGGUUGAAAGAAAAGAACUUUAUGCUUCAUUAUGAAUUUCCUCCAUAUGCAACGAACGAAACCGGACGCAGUAUGGCUUUUGGACGACGAGAGUUAGGGCAUGGUGCGCUGGCAGAAAAAGCCUUACGAGCCAUCAUACCAUUGAAUUUCCCCUUCACUAUUCGUUUAACAUCAGAAGUACUGGAGUCUAACGGUUCCUCGAGCAUGGCCACUGUUUGCGGGGGUAGUUUAGCCCUGAUGGAUGCCGGUGUACCAAUCACCGCACCAGCUGCCGGAGUCGCGAUCGGAUUGGUUACAAAAUACAAUGAAACGGGAGAUGAAAUAACAGAUUACCGAAUUCUGACCGAUUUACUGGGUAUCGAAGAUUAUCUUGGUGACAUGGAUUUUAAAAUGGCCGGAACAAGAAGUGGUAUAACAGCAUUGCAGGCUGAUGUUAAGAUUCCGGGAUUACCGCUAAGAAUCGUGAUGGAGUCCAUACAAAAAGCCACGGAAGCUAAAAGCAAAAUUUUAGAUAUUAUGGCUCAGUGUGUUCGAGAACCUCGCCAAGAACGCAAGGAAAACGCCCCUGUAACGGAGAAGUUGGAGGUUCCUGUACAUAAACGAGCUAAAUUUGUCGGAUAUGGAGGGUACAAUUUACGGCGAAUAACGGUGGAGACAGGCGUCCAAAUCACGCAGAUUGACGAUUCUGUGUAUAACCUUUUUGCGCCCAAUCAGAUGGCUAUGGAUGAGGCUAAACAGAUGAUUACGGAAUGUCUGGAAGAAGAGCGUGAGCCGGACUUGCAGUUUGGGGCGGUAUAUUCGGCUAAAAUUGUGGAGAUCAGGGAAAGCGGAUUAAUGAUCACGCUGUACAACGGUCAAACUCCGUUUUUAUUGCCGAACUCUCAGUUAGAUACACGGAAAAUCGCUCAUCCAGAUGUGUUAGGGUUUGAAGUUGGCCAGGAAAUUUCCGUGAAAUAUUUUGGCAGGGAUCCAGCCACCGGACGCCAUCGUGUUUCUCGCAAAGUUCUGAUGAGUGUGCCUACUUCCGCCGCAAGAUCGCUCAAUUAGUGAUAGUUGUCAUGUUUUAUGGUUUUCGAGACGAUGAUUGUUGUGUGUUUUAAAUUUGUUACGCAGUGUAUGUUUUAACGGUGUCAUUUCAACACUGUUGUAGUACUUCCGUUGAGAUAUUGCAGAAUUUAACUUAAUUUUUGUCUUAAAGCUAGAUUCGGAUUUCUGAGUGAAUAAACUAAAAUUAUGAUGAACAA